Messenger RNA from Ascoidea rubescens DSM 1968, 2090 nucleotides. It is a transcript of the gene ISR1, whose product is annotated as putative protein kinase ISR1. Lineage: Eukaryota; Fungi; Ascomycota; Saccharomycetes; Ascoideales; Ascoideaceae. The record is from RefSeq and is a predicted model, not a curated record. Bases 300 to 1706 code for a protein of 468 amino acids. Gene Ontology annotation, biological process: protein phosphorylation. The transcript has a single exon. Gene Ontology annotation, cellular component: cytoplasm. Gene Ontology annotation, molecular function: protein serine/threonine kinase activity; ATP binding.
CUAUUAAAUUAGUUAUUUAUUUAUUAUUUAUUAUUUAUUAUUUAUUAUUUAUUAUUUGUCAUUUAUCACUGAUUAUUAUUUUGUUAUCUCUUAUCUUCAAAUUUCAAAAAGAAAAAUUUUCACUUUCUGCAUCAUCCUAUAAAUAUUUCAUCUUCUACCCAAGCAUCUUCUUCUCUUUUUUCUUCCCUUCUUUUUCAAAACCAGAAUUUAACUCUCAAGUUUAUUCAACUAUAUUAACUAGUUUUCAUAACGGCAACAUCUUAUUUAUUUGUUUACUUAAUAACUCUCAUCACCCGUCAAUGAAUAUCAAUCAGCUCUAUACCCCUCCAUCAUCCACCUCUGUCUCUGUUUCAGCGAUGCCCUCCACUGUCUUACCUAUUCAACUUCCCUUCAAACUAUUAAUUCCAAACAACAACAACAACAACAUCAACAACAUCAACAUCAACAACAACAUCAACACACCCACUAACAACAUCAAUAUCAACACUAACAUCAACCACAACAAUCUUACCUCCAUAAUCUCACAAAACACCGUCUCUUCCUUGUCUUCUGUUUCCUCAAUCAACUCAUCUUUCACCGACCAAUCAAGCACCACCAUCCAAUCUCCAAUCUCUCUUUCCUCUCCAACCACCUCUUUAAACUCUUUUAAAGAUGACCCUCCUUAUUCCUAUUCCUCAAUUCCAAACCAGCCUUCAUUGAACUCGAAUCUCAUUUCAAAUCAAUCCUUAAUACUCAACCCAAACCACUAUAAAUUAAUCAUUGAUUUCGAAAAUGGCUACUUGGGUCAAGGCUCAAUCUCCACUGUUUACUCGGCUACCCUUGUCAACAUCCUUCAAAACAAUCUGCUAACUCAAGUUGCCAUAAAGUUGCCAAUCAAUGAGAGAAUUAAUAAAAAAUUUAAUUCGGAGGCUCUAAUUUUAAACACUCUAUCCAACUACUAUCUCUCUUCUCAAGCUAAUAAUAACAACAUUAAUAAUAACAACAUUAAUAUUAACAACAUUAAUAUUAACUUCCCUUUUAUUAAAUUUUUUGGCAUUUAUCAAUUAUUCAAAAAGGAUUACCCUCCAAUUCGCUUAAACAAAUUUAGAAAUGCUCUAUUAUUAGAAAAAUGUCCUCUGGAUUUGUCAAAUUUAAUUGAUAACAUUACUUUUUCCCCAAACUACGAAUUAUUCAUCUCAAAUACCUCCUGGUGGAAUUUGGUCAACCAACUAUUCAAAGGUCUCCUAAUCCUAAGAAAACUAAACAUCAUUCAUUGCGAUUUGAAAACUUCAAAUGUCCUCAUCUCUAAUGACACCCAAUUAAACUUCAAAAUCACUGAUUUCUCUUCAGCUUGCUUUAACGACGCCUCCCUACUUAACAAUCCUCAAACAACCCUCCAAUUCUCUGCUCCUGAAUUAUUAUCAAACCCUCCCUCUUUACCUACUUUUAAAUCAGAUCUAUAUUCUGUUGGGUUGAUCUUACUCCACGCUGCAAUUGGUAAAGAACCGUAUUACGACCUAUUACUCAGCUCAAACAUCAACUCAAUCCAAUUAAUUAACUGGAUCAGAAAAGGCAACGUUUUAAGAUUAAUCGACCAUGAUACUUAUCAUAAAUUCUUCUCCAAUAACAAAAAGGCUGAAUACCUAUUAAAAUUAAUCCUACAGGAUCGUCUUGAUCUUUUUGAAAUUAUUCAAAAAAUGAACUUUAACUUUUCCUAUACUAUAUAAUAAAAAAAACCAAAAAAGUUUGUUUUUUUUAACUUUCUUCUUUAAUUUUAUUAAUUUUAUUAAUUUUAUUAAUUUUGUUUUUUGUACUGUGUUUUUAUUAUGUUUUUCUACUGAUCUCUAUUUAGAUCUUAUCCUCUAGUUUGUUUUGCUAUAUUGUUGUUUUUUUUUGUCUUUUGCUUUUAGUUGUUCCUAUACGAUUACCUGAUUGCAUUGUUGGUCUACCUACAAUUUUCAUUCUAUACUCUAUACUUUAUACUCUCCAAACCACAUUCGCAUAGAGUAUUUAGUAUUCUAAAUAGUUAUUAACGUCUUUUAAUCGAUCAUUGCAUCUUUCGCUUUUAUUUUGUUUCCUAAUAUCCAACUUCUAAUUUUAGUUUUACUCAU